AUGAAAUUGCACGAUGGUGUUGCGUUGCUUCUCUCUCCUUGGAUCUCUUCCCCUCAUAGCAUUUUCCAGAUCCGAAAUCGUUCGAGCCAGAUUUCUCUCCAUCUCACCCACUCACAGUCUCAUCUGCUCGUGGUGACGAGCAAGUCGCCUCAAGAUCCCAAGCCAAUCGUCUUCCACCUCUUCUCCGUCGGCAAUCGUAGCCGACCCGACCCGACAAUCGGAUCCUCUUCUCAGCCUUUGAACCACCGGUUUUCACUUUCGCCGCCAUGUGUAGCUAUACGGCAAUCUCCGAGCGGCUACACAGAAAUUCACUACAAUAAAUCUGCAGAUUUGGUGAAGAUGGUGUCUAAACUCAGAGACUGGCCGGUGUUUGAGAUUCUGUUUGAAGAGGUGGAGAAGUACAAGAGGAAGUUCCAGGCUUUCUCUCUAACCCACAUCCCCGGGACGAAGAACACAAAGGCGGACAAGUUAGCACGGAGUGCUCGAGAUCAACCUUACGAUGUGUACUAUAUAAACUCAGUUCCAGUGGUUUCGCUUCCCGAACCGUUAUAG
This is a messenger RNA of Microthlaspi erraticum, 552 nucleotides long. NCBI's taxonomy places the organism in Eukaryota, Viridiplantae, Streptophyta, Magnoliopsida, Brassicales, Brassicaceae. The record is from the annotation of a GenBank genome assembly.